Molecule: messenger RNA, 980 nt
Organism: Carassius gibelio (silver crucian carp)
Lineage: Eukaryota; Metazoa; Chordata; Actinopteri; Cypriniformes; Cyprinidae
Product: signal recognition particle subunit SRP68-like
Exons: 9
Coding region: 75-965 (296 amino acids)
Biological process (GO): SRP-dependent cotranslational protein targeting to membrane
Cellular component (GO): signal recognition particle, endoplasmic reticulum targeting
Molecular function (GO): signal recognition particle binding; 7S RNA binding; endoplasmic reticulum signal sequence receptor activity
Source: RefSeq, a predicted model, not a curated record
CAGCCAUACAAUAGUAGAAAGAAGAAGGCGACUUAUCCUCAUCCGCUGGUUAAUCAGACGUGUGCUUGCUAAAAAUGGCCGCGGAGCAGCAGAAUGAGGUGAAAAUACUGCAAAAGGAGGAAAAUAAAGAGAACAGCAUCGACGGGAGUCUUGGCCUGGAGAUCCUGCAGAUCAUUAAAGACUCUCAGCAGCAGCAUGGACUCAGACAUGGGGAUUACCAGCGCUACAGGGGUUAUUGCUCCAGACGAUUGCGUCGAUUGAGAAAAACCCUGGGCUUUAAAAUGGGCAACAGACACAAGUUUACUGGGAAGAAAGUGACUGUGGAGUUGCUUUCAGACAACAGGCAUCUGUUAUUAGUGUUAAUGGAAGCAGAAAGAGCAUGGAGUUAUGCCAUGCAGCUUAAACAGGAAGCUAACACUGAGCCUCGAAAGCGUUUCCACCUGUUGGCUCGCCUGCGAAAGUCAGCCACACAUGGGGAGCAGCUAGAGAAAUUGUGUGAGAGUCCCCGUGUGGAUGCCAAGACCAAACUGGAAGCUCAGGCAUACACUGCUUAUCUGAAUGGCAUGGUUCAGUUUGAACUGCAGGAAUGGAAAUCUGCAAUGGAGGCCUUUAACAAGUGCAAGACCAUCUAUGAGAAACUGGCAAGUGCUUUUACUGAGGAGCAAGCAGUGCUUUAUCAUCAGAGAGUGGAAGAGAUUUCACCCAACAUCCGAUACUGUGCAUAUAACAUAGGAGACCAGAAUGCUAUAAAUGACCUCAUGCAGAUGAGACUGAGUGCAGGAGGAGGGGGUGGCAUGAUGGCUGAAAAACUGGAGGCGCUGAUUACUCAGACAAGAGCAAAGCAGGCAGCUGUGAUGAGUGAGGUUGAGUGGAGAGGCCGUACAGUGCCUGUCAAAAUUGACAAGGCCAGAAUCUUCCUGCUGGGUCUGGCAGACAAUGAAGCUGCUAUUAUACAGACGUUUUAGUGAACAUUGUUAUCG